Messenger RNA from Zygotorulaspora mrakii, 903 nucleotides. It is a transcript of the gene GGC1, whose product is annotated as Ggc1p. The record is from RefSeq and is a predicted model, not a curated record. Gene Ontology annotation, cellular component: mitochondrion. The transcript has a single exon. Gene Ontology annotation, molecular function: guanine nucleotide transmembrane transporter activity. The coding region runs from base 1 to 903 and encodes 300 amino acids. Lineage: Eukaryota; Fungi; Ascomycota; Saccharomycetes; Saccharomycetales; Saccharomycetaceae.
AUGGCUCAAAACGAUAAGAAACAAAGCGGAGUUGCAAGAUUGUUAGGUUCUGCCUCUGCCGGUAUACUGGAGAUUGGUGUAUUCCAUCCAGUGGACACGAUCUCGAAGAGAUUGAUGUCAAAUCACACCAAAAUCAGCUCCAGCGGUCAAUUGAACGGCGUUAUCUUUCGCGAACAUGCCGGUGAAGCCUUGAGCAAGCGUGUUUUGACCCUGUUCCCUGGUCUUGGAUAUGCGGCAGUUUACAAAGUUUUGCAGAGAGUAUACAAGUAUGGUGGUCAGCCUUUUGCGAAUGAGUUUUUGAAUAAUCACUAUAAGGCCGAUUUUGACAAUGCAUUUGGUCCUAAAACUGGUAAAGCUUUGAGAUCCGCAACUGCGGGUUCUUUGAUAGGGAUUGGUGAGAUCGUGUUGUUGCCCUUGGAUGUGUUAAAGAUCAAGAGGCAAACCAAUCCUGAAUCCUUCAGAGGGAGAGGCUUUAUCAAGAUUCUGAAAGACGAAGGGCUAUUCAAUCUGUACAGAGGUUGGGGCUGGACUGCGGCAAGAAAUGCGCCGGGGUCUUUUGCGCUAUUUGGGGGUAACGCUUUCGCCAAGGAAUACAUUCUGGGCUUACAGGACUACUCUCAAGCUACCUGGGGGCAAAAUUUCGUCUCCUCGAUCUUUGGUGCUUCUGCCUCGCUAAUUGUCUCCGCACCACUAGACGUUAUUAAAACGAGAAUUCAAAAUAGAAACUUUGAUAAUCCUCAAAGUGGUUUCAACAUCGUCAAGACAACCUUGAAAAAUGAAGGUUUUACUGCUUUCUUCAAGGGUUUGACUCCUAAGUUACUCACAACAGGCCCAAAACUCGUCUUUUCCUUUGCUCUAGCUCAAUCAUUUAUUCCAAUGUUUGAGAACUUAUUGAAAAAAUAA